AUGGAGGUUCUUUAUGUUUUCUCUGCGAUAUUUGUUCUCACAAUAUCAGCAGCGGCUGUACAUGUACAAAGCUCGUUAAGUCAUGACGGGAUUUCACUGGUACGAAGAAAGAGAGUUGCAAAAGCAAACUCGACGUGUACAACGCAGAAAUUACUUCAACAAUAUUCUCAAAUUGGCGCCAUUUUGAAAUCUCAAGAAGGUAAAAACAAGAACUUUUUCAACGUCGGGGAAGAGGCAGUGUUUGUUUGCAAAAAUGAUUACCGAAAGAUCGGCCAACUUCCCUCCUUUAUAUGCCAAGAGGACAGCACGUGGAAAGAAUAUUCUACAAAUCAAACUGGUAAGAAUUAAUUAUCUGUAGCUAUCUGUACUUCUCGGGAACUUCUAAUUUUAAUUGAUAUAAGAAGUUUUUAAAAGAGUAAGGUAUCCUAUUAAAUGCGAUUAAAAAGGGUUUAAUCUUUAAAAAAAGUGGUGUGUGUGAAAUAUAGGUUUAUCUUGUUCAAGUAAACCAAAAUACUCACUUCUCAAACAUUUGUACUCAAAGAAAACGAAGGUUGCGUGACAGGCAUAAAAGUUGAUAUUGUACACUCCUUCAAAUAAGCAACAUCAAAAGUACGCGCGACCGGAAACUGCUGGCCUGCUCUAGGCGUUCGGAUCGUGGUGGUAUGGUCGCGAAGAGAUGUGAGCAGGAAAAACAGCGAAGGCCAGGAACAGGCUAGUAAACUGCCGUUUAUGAGCCCUGAGCCAACCUGAGAUCAGGUUCUAUUUUCGUUUCGCUUCGUAAAUUAUGGAAGCUGCUAAAAUUGGGCUUGAUCUUUGAUCUCAGGUUAGCCCAGGGCUAAUACUUCAGCGUGAGGGGUUAAGGCCCGGUUCAGACGCCGUUCCACUCAUGUGCCGAACCUAACUGAUGAAUUAAGUACGGCAAAAGAGCGGCGUCUGAAUCAAUUUGGUACGGCAGUUUUAGUUUGGUGCGGCAAAAGCGUUAAGUUCGACCGAGUCUGUCGAACUUCUGUCGAACUUAACUUAGGUUCGACACACGGUACGCCGUCUGAAUCAGAUGUCGCGCCAGUGUCGCUCCAAAGUCGAACUUAUUCAGUUAGGUUCGGCACGUGAAAAGUACGGCGUCUGAACCAGGCCUAAUUAUGAGGACUUAUUAACGAACGGGCUUAUACCCGUGGGGUUUUAUAGCCGGAAUAUAAAAAGUGCCUCGAAACCAGGAAGCUCCUGUCGAAACAAACUAAAGGAGUGCUGAUCAAAAUACGUUUUUCAUUUACUGCUUUUAAUUCAGCUUCAAAAGGUCGUAAUAUUAAUAUAAUUUAUUUCAAGAAAAGCUACUGAUGGAGGGGGUGGGGGCACUUAUGAGCGGCAGAUUAUUGGGACGCGAGAGUUAGGUUUUCCAUUUUCAUUACUUUCACCACUAAACCGAAUGAUUUUUUCAGUCUCCUUCACUUUUUUGUUCAUCUUAUCUAUUCUUGAACAAAUAAGAAAUAAGUGCGCAUAUUCAGACGAGUUCAGGUCCACACAAAAACAUAAUAAUUACAUAAUACAAUAUUGGACUUGUAUCGUUUUGAAGAAUUUGCCAAUAUAACUGAAAACUGUACUCCUGAUGAUCACGUAUCAUUUUCAUUGCUUGGCAGGUUUCUGUGUUGUAAAACGUUGCAAUGUGGAGAAGUUCUCUUGCAAGACUGUGAACACCGAAAUAGAUGCUUGUAAACGAUGUAAUUGUAUUUCUGAUUGCGCAGACUCGAGCGACGAAGCAUCCUGCGGGAAUGUGUCCUGUGCACCAUUGGUGUGGAAGAGAGUGGACAGCUUUGAUCCGAACGGGCUUUCACUGAGCCUGGAUUCGACGUAUUCACCUACAAUUAAGAUACCAACCACUAAGAAACCGAGGGCAACACCAAAAUCAACCACACCUACGGUCGCCAUUGUUCUUUUUGCAUUGAUAUUAUUUGCAGCUGCUUCUUUUGUGGCCUGUAAGGUAGGCAAACGCAUCAUCGGACCCACAUGUAGCUUUGGGUAUUGUCUUGCGCUGGUUUCACGCCGUCGUUUUUCACCAGAAUCACCAUCCAAUUCUGCAGAGAUACCUCCCGAACGAAGACCAUUACAAGAAAACACUAACCGCUCCAACUCUAGGGAAGGGGCUAGAAGCAUGUUGCAAGCCAGAUACUUGGGAGAUGAAUCGGACGAAUCCUUUCGCGGAAGUUCAGAUAACAUUAUCUAG
Messenger RNA from Porites evermanni, 2218 nucleotides. The record is from the annotation of a GenBank genome assembly. NCBI's taxonomy places the organism in Eukaryota, Metazoa, Cnidaria, Anthozoa, Scleractinia, Poritidae.